Messenger RNA from Gamsiella multidivaricata, 2997 nucleotides. RefSeq lists its product as uncharacterized. Gene Ontology annotation, molecular function: ubiquitin protein ligase activity. The transcript is spliced from 3 exons. The record is from RefSeq and is a predicted model, not a curated record. Lineage: Eukaryota; Fungi; Mortierellomycota; Mortierellomycetes; Mortierellales; Mortierellaceae. Bases 1 to 2997 code for a protein of 998 amino acids.
AUGGGCCAGAUAUCCUCCACGCCUUCGCGGAGCAGUCGGCCCUCAAGGUCACAGUCUCAGUCCCAGUCUCAGCUUCAGUCUCAGUCCCGGGUUGGAGGUCACCACCUGGCACCAGCGACUGUCGCUGCCACCGCCACUGCCGAUCGAACGACAACCCUGCCUCUGCCACGUCUAGCAUCGACACCGGGAACUUCCACAUCAUCCUUAUCGCCACCACUACCACCAGGAACCAGCACCCCUACUCCUACUCAUCCACCGCCCUCUGUUAAUACCUCUCCUGUUCACUCCCACUUUCAUCCGCACUCCCAUUCUCACGGACAACCCUGUAUAUUAGACCAUAACCACAGCCAUAUGCUCCAGUCCACCCCCCAGCCCCUUGUCUCUGCUUCCCAACGCUCUGCACAACAAGCACAGACACCGUCCUCAUCAACGCCGGCGCAGACUCCUAGUUCUACCACAGCGACAACUGCUGCUGCGUCUGCAAGGCCAAGGCAUUCCAGCACCCGUGGAAGACGCAUUCGGGCUGCAUUUAAUUUCCUGCUCUUUCGAAACAGCAAUACCAAUACCAACACCGGCAGAAACAGGGGAGCUAACAGAAGCACUAACCGAAGCACCAGCGGCAACAACAUCCACAAUAACAGCGGCAUCACAGGCCAAGAUAGAAACACUGACGACGCCGCUCCAAGUGCAAGGACUGCACCUACCGUCAAUGAUAGUAGCAAUAUCAGCAAUGGCAGCAGUAGCAUUAGCACAGUCAUAUCAAGCGCCCCCGAAUAUCGUCUAACAGGCCUCUCUGCACGACUUGUCCAACCUGAACGCUCUGGUCUUCCCACCUCAUCCCGCCCAACAUCGACUCGUCCUCAGACACCGCAACGCAUUCCUUAUCCGUCAACGUCGAGUACUCGCACACCGCGCGGAGUCUCGCAUAUGCAGCGAAGACAUGACGAGCAAUCUAUCCGCAGUUUUCGUUCCACUUCCAGUCGAUCCUCAGGCGUUCUCGCCACGCACUCAUCCUCUUCAACAGCAGCACCAUUAGCAGGACAAUUUCAGCCACAUUUGCGUCAGUAUUCUCCGCAUCCAAAUGGACAUCUUUCCACAGAGCAGGACCAGGACUCAACCCGUCGCUCCUUUGCUCUUCAAGCCUUGCCCUCUCAUCCAUUUACCGCACAUGACAUACAGACAAAUCACUCCGCAUCAUCACAAAUGAUUACGGUGGAGUCCUUGGAGACUAGGAAUAUCAACGCGGUCGAUUUGGGUCUUGAUGCCAGCCCAUUUGUUGGACAUUCCAAUCCACGAGGGGGCACGUCUAUCUCAUCCAGCCUAUUACCUAUUCGACCAGAGUCUGAGGAUGAAGAUGACGAUAGUCUUGCAGCCAGCGACGUUCACAACCAGCACAGGGUGGUUGAUCAGGAACAGGCUCUCGAACAUGGCCUAAUUAGUCCAUCAAGUGACACCAACACUGUGUUCGCACGCCAUCGCUCUGAUACAGAGCAGAGCCAAGGCCAUAUGAAUGCAGGAGUCAGAGAACGUGCAGGGGAACGACCGCGUGCAUCGAGGCCAAGUCGAUAUCCACCUCCCGAAUUGAUUGCCGAUGUCAUCCGUGGGCAGAUAGCACAGGGCAUUGCAGAAACUGAAGCAAAUCGUCCACCGCCGCUAACAGAGCAUAGAUACCCAAUGCCUAGUUCACUAACCACACCGAUGGAAACCCUUCGUAGCAGCACUACCAGGACGAACUUGAACGAUGGAACAAUUGCUCUAGAAAGCAGCACUUAUGGGCCUCGUUUGGAUGCUGGCUCGGGAGGAGAUUCGACAACUCACAGGAGCGCCGCCAUUCAUGGAAGACGAUCUCGUUCAUCCAGUCUCCGAGGAUUGCUUGGUUAUCCGACCAUGGGCACUUCCGGGACUAGCGUCAGAGGCACAGGGAUCGACAGAGGAUUCACUCCAGUACGACACGAUCAGAGAGCUCGGUUGGAGGAGACUGUGGAUCAAAGACGUUUCGUGGAAAACCAACUUCCAUUCUUCACGCGUCUUUUGAUGGAAAUUGGCCGAAGUCUGCGUGGUGGUCAGGGACACAGCACCGAAGGGGAUCGCGACUCACCAACUCGCAGUACAUCAAGCCCAGCUUUCACGUCGACGACAGAAGGCAGCACUAUUCCUUCCUCCGGUUCAGGUUUUGGUCUUCAUUCGAGUAUCAACGACGCGUCCGUAUCAGACAGUGCCCUUCCACGCAGCAGGCCAACGCUAGCCAGCGGCACUCUCGAUCAACGCAGCGCCCCAUCACGGCCUCGUCGACACACCACAAUUCGCUUUAUUCAAAUCGGAGGUGGAACAAGUCUCGCCGCUUUUAGCGCUACACGGCCAAGAAGCGGGUCUGUUGGCUCAGGGCAGGUCUCAUCUCGCAGCGAGACACCCGAUCAUGCGACUCGCGUGGGACAUGAAGAACUGGCGGAUGCGAUUCUCAUGUUCUUGAGCAGCCCUGCGUCUGGAAACGGGUCUGAUGCAGAGCCUUCGGAGACAACGUCGCAGGAUGGAGGUGAGACACCUCGAACACGGCCUCGAAGGUCGCCUUGGGUUGUUUUUACUCUUUCAGGGGCCUAUCUCAGCAGCCUGCUGGCGGGCGCUGCAGAAGACGGCGACGACGAGGGAUUGAGCUAUGAUGACCUGUGGAUGCUAUCUAAUAUGAUCGGACCUGCACGACCGACCACGACGACACAGGAGGCCAUUGACAAUGCUGGCUUUCACGUGGGUCAGUUUGAGGACGCAGCCCAGGGAAUGCGCGACUUUGACAUGUUGGGCGAUGGAUCCAAGUGCCUAAUCUGCAUGAGCGACUAUGAGGAGGGCGAAGGUAUGCGUGCCCUGCGCUGCAAGCAUGGCUUUCAUCAGGAGUGCAUUGACAAGUGGCUCACGACAGGAGCGAACAAGUGUCCGGUCUGCCGAGCAGCAGCCGUGGUGCCAUCCGACACUGCACUGCCAGCACCCCUCUCGACAGAAGAAUAA